AGAAAGAAAAUAUUUUCCGUGUCCCCGCCUGCAGAGUCAGUGUGCGGUUUGGGAGAAAAUGUGUCGGAUAUUUUGGGGCGGUCACGUGGGCGGGCGGGCUCCGAGAGGCCCCGGGACAGUCCCAGCCUAGAGCCCGUGCACCCCCCUCCAAGAGCCCCCCAUUACGGCGAGCCUCUGACACUGCGACGCUCCAGCCUCACGACCGCCGGACGUCGGGACCUCGGGGCUCCGCGGCCUCCCUUCCUCCUCCUCCCUUCUCCACCAGGACUCUUGGAGAUCCAGUGGGCAGGCCAGAAAGGGCGGGCACGGAGCCUCCCAGGCCAGGGCAUCAAUGGGCAUGGGCAGGGGCUGUGGCUGAAGACCUCACCAGCCCACUGCAGACCCAGACCCCUGAGGAUUCAGCCUCCCACACCGCGGCUGCCAUGGCCACCAAUAAGGAGCGACUCUUUGCGGCUGGUGCCCUAGGGCCUGGAUCUGGCUACCCAGGGGCUGGCUUCCCCUUCGCCUUCCCAGGGGCACUCAGGGGUUCUCCACCUUUUGAGAUGCUGAGCCCUAGCUUCCGAGGCCUGGGCCAGCCUGACCUCCCCAAGGAGAUGGCCUCUCUGUCGGUGGAGACACAGAGCACUAGCUCGGAGGAGAUGGUGCCCAGCUCGCCCUCGCCCCCACCACCUCCUCGGGUCUACAAGCCGUGCUUCGUGUGCAAUGACAAGUCCUCUGGCUACCACUAUGGGGUCAGCUCUUGUGAAGGCUGCAAGGGCUUCUUCCGACGCAGUAUCCAGAAGAACAUGGUGUACACAUGUCAUCGUGACAAAAACUGUAUCAUCAACAAGGUGACCCGGAAUCGCUGCCAGUACUGCCGGCUACAGAAGUGCUUUGAAGUGGGCAUGUCCAAGGAAGCUGUGCGGAAUGACCGGAACAAGAAGAAGAAAGAGGUGAAGGAAGAAGGGUCACUUGACAGCUAUGAGCUGAGCCCCCAGUUAGAAGAGCUCAUUACCAAGGUCAGCAAAGCCCAUCAGGAGACCUUCCCUUCGCUCUGCCAGCUGGGCAAAUACACCACGAACUCUAGUGCAGACCACCGGGUGCAGCUGGAUCUGGGGCUGUGGGACAAGUUCAGUGAACUGGCCACCAAGUGCAUCAUCAAGAUCGUGGAGUUUGCCAAGCGGUUGCCCGGCUUUACCGGGCUCAGCAUUGCUGACCAGAUCACUCUGCUCAAAGCUGCCUGCCUGGACAUCCUGAUGCUGCGGAUCUGCACAAGGUACACCCCAGAACAGGACACCAUGACCUUCUCCGACGGGCUGACCCUGAACCGGACACAGAUGCACAACGCCGGCUUUGGGCCCCUCACAGACCUUGUCUUCGCCUUUGCUGGGCAGCUCCUGCCACUGGAGAUGGAUGACACAGAGACGGGGCUGCUCAGUGCCAUCUGCCUCAUCUGCGGAGACCGCAUGGACCUGGAGGAACCUGAAAAAGUGGACAAGCUGCAGGAGCCACUGCUGGAAGCCCUGAGGCUAUAUGCUCGGCGGCGGCGGCCCAGCCAGCCCUAUAUGUUCCCAAGGAUGCUCAUGAAGAUCACUGACCUCCGGGGCAUCAGCACCAAGGGAGCAGAGAGGAUGGAGAUUCCAGGCCCGAUGCCUCCCCUGAUCCGAGAGAUGCUGGAGAACCCUGAAAUGUUUGAGGACGACUCCUCGCAGACUGGUCCCCACCCUAAGGCCCCUAGCGAGGAUGAGGUUCCUGGGGGUCAGGGAAAAGGGGGCCGAAGCCCCCAGCCUGACCAGGGCCCCUGA
Messenger RNA from Hipposideros armiger (great roundleaf bat), 1784 nucleotides. RefSeq names its product retinoic acid receptor gamma (gene RARG). Gene Ontology annotation, molecular function: zinc ion binding; nuclear glucocorticoid receptor binding; RNA polymerase II cis-regulatory region sequence-specific DNA binding. Gene Ontology annotation, biological process: cellular response to corticotropin-releasing hormone stimulus; regulation of transcription by RNA polymerase II; retinoic acid receptor signaling pathway. The transcript is spliced from 10 exons. The record is from RefSeq and is a predicted model, not a curated record. NCBI's taxonomy places the organism in Eukaryota, Metazoa, Chordata, Mammalia, Chiroptera, Hipposideridae. The coding region runs from base 423 to 1784 and encodes 453 amino acids. Gene Ontology annotation, cellular component: transcription regulator complex; nucleus.